CUGACACACGUGGGGCCAGUGGGACCAGCACCAGGCAGCUGGCAGGACGCAGCUCAAAGCCUGUCACAUCCCCAUGUGCUGAGCCCUGUGGGGAGGCAGGGGUGGCCCCAGAAGGUCCUGACCCUGCCCUCACUGGGUACGAUGGUAUGGGGAGGAUGGGCCACAUGCCGUACAGCAGGGACGGCAGGGAUGUGUGCAGCAGCCCAGGCAGCCCUCUGCAAGGCCACAGCCAGGCACCGGCAGCUGGUGCUGCAGCUCGGAGGCAGUGCCGACAGCCUUUGGCUGCGGGAAUAGCGGUGCAGGAGGAGUUUGGAGGCCAGUGAGCUCAGAAAUGGUCUGCAGUGUGUGUUGCUGGCAGGGCUGCGGCAGGCACCAGUGAGCCCCAAGGAGCGACAGGAGCUGGAGAGGUUGUGGGUGCUAUUCCUCUCUGCCCUGGAGCUCUUCCUAGAGGACCCGUGCCAAGCCCACCACCUCUGCCAGCUCUUCUCUGUGCUGGGGGGUAGCACUGCUCCAAUGCACACCAGACUGGAGGGCUGGGAGCUGCCUAGCCACAAGAGGAACCGGUGUGGGGGGGAUCCCACACAGCCCCCAUCCAUCCCACGCCUGGAGGAGGAGAUCGAGCAGGUGAGGGCCAUGCUAGUGGAGAUGGAGAGUAGAGCCAACAUCCCGCUGUGGAUGGUGGAGGCCACACAGCCGGUGGGGCCAGGUGGCACUGCAGCACCCAUGGCUCGGGUGGGGGGGCUCAUGCUGGGCACUGUUGCAGGGUGCUCUGACCAGGGGACAGGAGAGGAGGCGGCAGGGCUGGCACUCCCUUGCAGUCAGGCAUCGCAGAGUAGGGGAUGGGGCCCUAGGUACCACCGCAGACCCCGUUCCCCUACCCUGGCAGGUGAUGCUGGGGGCUGCCCUCACCCUGCAGAGGGAAUGGGACCAGCUCCAGGCACCCCAAUCGUUAAUGAAGCCCGUGUUACCCCAGGGGGAUCGGUGUCCCUCCCUUCAUGCCCAUGCCUGCAGAGGGGCCGAGCUGACUGA
Molecule: messenger RNA, 1029 nt
Organism: Falco peregrinus (peregrine falcon)
Lineage: Eukaryota; Metazoa; Chordata; Aves; Falconiformes; Falconidae
Product: regulator of G-protein signaling 9-binding protein-like
Exons: 2
Biological process (GO): G protein-coupled receptor signaling pathway
Cellular component (GO): neuron projection
Source: RefSeq, a predicted model, not a curated record